This is a messenger RNA of Papilio polytes (common Mormon), 3334 nucleotides long. It is a transcript of the gene hfw, whose product is annotated as protein singed wings 2. The coding region runs from base 306 to 1850 and encodes 514 amino acids. Lineage: Eukaryota; Metazoa; Arthropoda; Insecta; Lepidoptera; Papilionidae. The transcript has 10 exons. The record is from RefSeq and is a predicted model, not a curated record.
CACUAGUAGCGACCGUGGUGUCUAAGGUUUUGCCAAUUCGGUGCUGCUCCGAAUAUUAUUGUUAGUGAACGCGCGGGUAAAUGCCAAAAUUGCUGUGAACAUUGUAGUUUUUUGCGCUCGUCCGUGUUGUAGUGUUGUUGUUUUGUUGUGAAAGAGAAAAGUUGCCGUCGGCGUUGGCGAUGGCGCGAGAAUGCAUUUAUUAGAUCGAAGACUUGGAAAGUUGCGAUUGCAUUUUUCAAGAUGCGUUGCUUGUAAUAUAUUAGAAUUAUUUAUUGUGUUAUUCAAGUGUUAGUUGCUGUGAGAAAAUGAAAUCCCGGCUUUGUUUCGUCGAUAUGGCGCUGUGGUGCCUGGCUGCAUACCUGGCCUGCCACGUGCCCUGCAUCGAGAUGAGAGUCGACGACUUGGAGCAGCCGGCGGUCAAGUACAAUGAGCCGCCAGCGCCGCCGCCCGCACCAGCACCUCCGCGGCCAGAACUAAAACACGGCAAAUGUUACCACAUGCCGCGAGAGCGCUGCCCGACCACCGCUAAGUGCGCGCGAACAGACCCUGCAUCCGUCUUCUGCUGCGAUGUGGAUAGCUUCCGCCUCAAGGAGGCUCUCGCCAUUGUUAUGAUGCCGAAUACAACGAACCUGCACGUGCUGAACGCGAGCAUCGAGGAGUUGGACGUGUCGCAGGCGGUGUUCCGCCGCCUCGCCUCCAUGGCCUUCACCGACGGCAACAUCGGCAAGAUUGUUGGUCAGUUUCCAAAGUACUCGCCGAUCGCAUGCCUGAACAUCUCCAACAACAACCUGACGACGGCCAAACUGCAGCCGUCUAUCCAACGGCCGUUCGCGUACCUCUUCAACUUGACAGUUCUCGAUGCCUCCGCCAACAACCUCACAGAGUUCCCGCUCAGCCUCGUGCAGAGCAACCGCAAGAUAUCCGUCGACCUCUCCGGUAACAACUACCUGCCGUGCAAGCACUUCCAGAAGGCGAUGGAGGCGAACAACAACAACAACAGUUCGCUGGUGACAUUCCUCAAUUACAAGGAAACUUACUGCGCCCUCGACCUCGUCUUCAACUGGUUCAAGGACGUUAGAAUUGUACAGAUCGACCAUCUGCGCAUACAGACUGAGCUGAACAUCAGCUGCCGCAACAUAACGCCCGCGGGCAUCAACUGCACCUGCGUGCCGGAGCGCCUGGAGCUGCUCAGCGCCGGCGUCACCAACCUGGUGGCCGUGGACUGCUCGCGCCGCCGCCUCACGCAGCUGCCCGCCAACCUGCCGCCCAACACCGUCAAACUCAACGUCUCCUACAACAACAUAACGUCGCUGCAGGCGGUCAGCGACGACUCCACCUACGACCACCUGCGCCAGCUCAUCGUCGACUACAACGACAUCGACAACAUCGUCGAGUUAGAGGGCUCCAAGUUCAUCGACAACUUUAUGUACUUCUCCAUCAGUCACAACAAACUCAAAACGAUCCAUACAUACGUGCUGUCCAACAAGUUCGACACGACCGGCAUCUUCACCGCCUUCUCUAUCGGCGGCAACUACAUACACUGCGAUUGUAACACAGAAAAAGUUCUAAAGCCGUGGCUGCUGGAGAACUUCCGCAACAUCCCGGACUACCGCGCGCUGCAGUGCGCCGGCCGCGGCGGCCCGGUGGCGGAGCUGCGCGAGGCCGACGUGUGCCACGCGCCGCGCGACUGGACCGACUACAUCUACUACAUCAUCGCGCUGGAGGCGCUCGUGCUGGCGCUGCUCGUCGCCAAGGUCAGCUACGACUACUGGGUCUUCAAGUCCGCCGGCUACCUGCCCUGGCCCGCCAACAAGAUGCCGCGGCUGCCCUGCGACUGGCUCUGCGAGUGACGCCCCCCACCUCGCCCCACCUCGCCCCACCUCCCCACUCACUCACCACCACAUCUCACUCACUUAUCAACACUUCAUCUCACUCACUCACCUUAUCUCAUCUCCCUAACUCUCUCACCUCACCUCACCUCACUUACUCACUCACUCUCUCAAUCGUCGUGAUAAUCAUUUGACAUCUUUUUCUUAUAUUUUUAUACACAAAAGUUUUAAAAAAAAUCUAUUUUUUGAUAUUUACUAAAUCAAUUUAAAACCUUUUUAUAUAUUUGUGUAAUUAUUUCUUAUAAACGUUGAUCACAAGUCUCUCAAUGGGCUUAUUUAUGAUGAAUUUGUAUAAUCAAGCGCAAAUGCUUAUUGUGUUAUAAAGCGCCAUUUAAAGACAUCGUAGUUAGGCUUAUUUUAAUUUUAGUUAAGUUUAAUUUAAUUAAUUAUGCCAAAUAACCGGCCAGGGGAGUUUUAUUACACUCCAUUUACAAUACUUCAGCUCGGAGGUAACUUGAUAGAUAAUUUCGCAUAUAAAUUAAAAUACAUUUUCAAAAUCGAAAAGGUUGACAACUACGUAUUUAUUACAAAUGUUUGUCCUGAAAUCAGUGGUUGCCAACCUUUUUUUCCAUUCCAUUCAAUUUUUCUACUAAUUAGUAUACUUUUAGCAACUACGAACGAAUUUUAUUAAAAAAAAAAAGAAUUACAAGAUGGCGAACAACUUUAUUAUUUGAUUGGACACAAAAUCUAUCUGUUUUAAAAUAAUUUUAUAAUAAUAACUAGGCGGAACAAAGAAUCAACCACUUAUGACAAUUGCAACUUCAAAAUGUACCGAACACUGACACGACUUAACGCUAUCAGAGCCAGCGAGCGAAUGCCCGACUUUCAAAGAUGGCGGCCUUUAAAUAAUGUCGGAAAUGAUGCCACACUAAAAAUGUCUACUAUUCCUUAUAAUACAAUUAAAUGGGCUUCCACAGCUGGUGUUAUUGUAAAUGGAAGGUUAUAUUAUUUGUAAAUAAAUCUUGCUAUUUUUAUAUAAAAUGAUUUGUAUAUGAGACAUAAAUUGUUGCCAUUUUUACAUUUUGUAUAUUUUAGUUAAGAAUCUCUUAAACGUGUCUUUAUGAGGAAAAAUGCAUAAUAAUGUACAUUAUAUAAUCAAAUGAUAAUUUUAGUUUAAAAUACAUUUUUUACUCCGAAAAGACUGUAGCGAAUACGCUAAGUCAAUUUCGACCAAUUUCGAAAAUUAUUUGCAAGAAACCAACUUUAAACUAUUUUUUUAGUUAAUAAGCGUAGUUUAUAAUAUAAAAGAGGCUUAAACUUAAUAUUAAGAUAUCUGUGUUAUUUUCAAGGGGACUUUUAUAGAGUUUAGUAUAAAAAUCAUGGGGUGCCAUAUACAAUCGGCUCGCAGCUGAGUUUUAAAGCAUAUUUGUAUAUAUUGCAAUAAAGACUGUAUAUUUUGUAUGUUUAUUUUUGAUUUUGCAUAAUCGAAUAAAUUAUGAAGCAUU